This is a messenger RNA of Neomonachus schauinslandi (Hawaiian monk seal), 2097 nucleotides long. RefSeq names its product general transcription factor IIA subunit 1 (gene GTF2A1). Bases 1 to 1131 code for a protein of 376 amino acids. NCBI's taxonomy places the organism in Eukaryota, Metazoa, Chordata, Mammalia, Carnivora, Phocidae. The record is from RefSeq and is a predicted model, not a curated record. Gene Ontology annotation, cellular component: transcription factor TFIIA complex. Gene Ontology annotation, biological process: transcription initiation at RNA polymerase II promoter; transcription by RNA polymerase II. The transcript is spliced from 9 exons.
AUGGCGAACUCGGCAAAUACAAACACCGUGCCUAAAUUGUACAGAUCUGUGAUUGAAGAUGUUAUUAAUGAUGUGAGAGACAUCUUUUUGGAUGAUGGCGUUGAUGAACAAGUUCUUAUGGAACUAAAAACUUUGUGGGAGAAUAAACUAAUGCAGUCUAGGGCAGUAGAUGGAUUUCAUUCGGAAGAGCAGCAGCUUUUAUUGCAAGUUCAGCAGCAGCAUCAACCCCAGCAACAGCAACAUCACCACCACCACCACCAUCAGCAAACUCAGCCACAGCAGACGGUACCUCAGCAGGCGCAGACCCAGCAGGUCCUUAUUCCUGCAUCACAGCAAGCUGCUGCACCACAAGUUAUAGUUCCUGAUUCUAAGCUGAUACAACAUAUGAAUGCGUCAAACAUGAGCGCUGCUGCUACAGCUGCUACCUUGGCACUCCCUGCGGGUGUGACGCCGGUUCAGCAGAUACUAACAAAUUCAGGCCAGCUUCUUCAAGUAGUCAGAGCAGCCAAUGGUGCCCAGUAUAUCUUCCAGCCUCAGCAGUCAGUGGUUCUCCAACAACAAGUUAUACCACAAAUGCAGCCUGGUGGAGUACAAGCUCCUGUUAUACAACAGGUACUGGCCCCUCUUCCUGGAGGGAUUUCACCACAGACGGGUGUCAUCAUUCAGCCACAACAAAUCUUAUUUACAGGAAAUAAGACUCAAGUUAUACCUACAACGGUGGCUGCACCUACCCCGGCGCAAGCCCAGAUAACUGCAGCUGGCCAGCAGCAACCACAGGCCCAGCCUGCUCAAGCACAAGCCCCACUGGUGUUACAGGUUGAUGGAACCGGGGAUACGUCAUCUGAAGAAGAUGAAGAUGAAGAAGAAGACUAUGAUGAUGAUGAAGAGGAAGACAAAGAGAAAGAUGGAGCUGAGGAUGGGCAGGUAGAAGAAGAGCCCCUCAACAGUGAAGAUGAUGUGAGUGAUGAGGAAGGACAGGAACUCUUUGAUACAGAAAAUGUUGUUGUAUGCCAAUAUGAUAAGAUACACAGAAGUAAAAACAAAUGGAAAUUUCACCUCAAGGAUGGCAUUAUGAAUCUUAAUGGAAGAGAUUAUAUAUUUUCCAAAGCCAUUGGAGAUGCAGAAUGGUGAAGAGUUGGUUCUUUUCUUUUAUAAAUAAAACAAACUUAAAAAAAAUUUAAAGUGGACAGUUUGAAACUUGGGACAUACACCAACCAAAACUUAAUUUCUGCAUGUCAGAGAAGUGCAGUAGAAUCAAAGCUACUGGAACAAAGAGACCUUGACAACAGACACUACUAACUGGCAAGCCAUGGAACUGUAGCACCUGGGGUUGUUGGGGUGGGGGAGGUUGGGGUUUUGGAAAACCAUAAUUGUUGAUUUUAAAUACAGGUACCUGCCACCAGUAAUUAGCAUGUAAAGCUUUGUCUAUAUUCCUUCCUCCAACUUGGGUUCAAUCAGAAGAUACUUGUUGGAACGAACUGAAGAAAAUUCCCUUUUGAUAGAUUGAACUGAAACUGCUUAUUGUAUGUGGUUAUAUUUGGUAAAAAUUGCGUGUGAGCUUUUUACAAAAGGGUAAGAAUUGUGUUGAAUUUUAAUUCACUUCUAUAAGGAAACAAUUUAGAACUCUCGUUGUAGGUCUUAAAUAUUUUUACUAGCUAUUCUCCUCAGUAAUAUAUACCUCUUCCUUCCCUGCUUUAUGAAAUAUCUGUUUAAGAGUUAAAGGAAGUAAUCAGUGAACACAGUUUGGAGGCAAAAUUUGACCCAGGAAUGAUUAUUUUAAUUAGGUUUUCAUACUUAACUAAAUGUAACUUGGGCCUCAUUGAGUUGAACAGAAUUAAAAUGGCAGCUUUGGUUUCCUUACAGAAAAAUAUUUGUUUCUUUUAGUCCCAUACCUUAUAAAGAAACCCCAGAGUGGCUCCUCAGGAAUACAGUUUUAUUUCACAGAGGUACCAUCUAGCUGAAAUUACAUACAUAAGAAUAGAUAUAGAUUUUUUCCUGUUGGGCUGAAGUAUAUGCUUAUACAUAUGUUUAAUCUUUAAGCUAAACAGACAUUUAGAUAACAUUCUGUGCAUUGACUGAAGCAUUGGGCAGGUAGUG